AUGGAGGGGGAGGAUAGUUUUGUGACUCUGGUUCACUACUUUAGAAAAAUUCAAAAGAGCAAAAGGCAUGGUGAAAAAUUCACAGAUAGAGAACCGCUUAGUGUUUUUAUCCGAUCGUCGAAUACAUUGGCGGAGAUUAAGCAAAGCAUAUUACGGAAGCUCGGUACGUGCGGGACGAAGUGGGAUAUGAGAUAUGAGACCUUCGUGAUCGGGUCGGAUGAAGACUUGCAGGUCUUGUUUCACUGCAGGCGUAGUUUUUCGGAGGUGAGGGUAACUGAGUUGUUUGCGAAGUUGGAAGAUGGUGUGGAUAGCUCUAGGGCAUCGGCACCUAAUCCUCAGUCGACCCCAGCUGGUGGUGCAUCAACAUCGAUACCUGUGGUAGUAGUGGCAGUUCUGAAUGCGGAGCCCAAACGUGCUGAGGCUGUUCAUGCAUAUGUUGGUCCUGUUGUUCCUGGUUUUGAAUGCGAUGCCGGACCGGAUCGAAUUGAGAAUGCACUGUUUGACGAUGAUUCGUAUGGGGAGCCUGUCGAUAUUGGUGGGGACAGUGAUGAUGAUAUUCCAAGAGGUGGAUGUUCAGCCCAUGGAGGUUCCGGUUCUGCAACACAGGAGUACCCUCCCCACAUCUCUUCUUUGAACUUGGAAGCCAUCGGCCAACAACAGAAUGCUGAUGCAACAUUCGAUGGGCAGGGGAUGCAUGAUGGGACAUCUAUGACUGAAUUUCAGAUUGGCCAAUACUUCCAGAGUAAAGAGGAAACCGUGUUGAGUGUAAAAGAUUACAGUAUUCGGCGUGGAGUUGAGUACAAGGUUAUGGAGUCCGACAAUCUGAAAUACCAAGGGAGAUGCAAGGAGUUUGGUAACGGGUGCACGUGGUUGAUUCGGAUAGUCAUGCGGAAAAAGAAGAGCACAUGGGAAGUUAGGAGGUACAACGGUCCGCACACGUGUAUGGCCACAUCGAUAUCAAGCGACCACAAGCAGCUUGAUUAUCAUGUCAUCUGUGCGAGAAUCUAUCCAUUGGUUCGAGCUGAUGCGUCGGUGUCUAUUAAGGUGUUGCAAGAGGCAACGGAGGCGACUUAUGGAUUCAGGCCUAGUUAUCGGAAGGUGUGGUUGGCGAAGUAG
Molecule: messenger RNA, 1116 nt
Organism: Arachis stenosperma
Lineage: Eukaryota; Viridiplantae; Streptophyta; Magnoliopsida; Fabales; Fabaceae
Exons: 1
Coding region: 1-1116 (371 amino acids)
Source: RefSeq, a predicted model, not a curated record